GGCCGGCGGCUCCUCCCUCAGGAAGGCCAGGAGCGCGCGGUGCGGCGGCGUGAGUCCGGUGGCGCGAGUCGUGCCGGGGAGAAUCUCUGCGGUAAUAUCUGACUGUUAGUCCGUAGUAACUGGAGUAGAGAAGAGAAGGGAGCUCGCCUCUCCUCUUUUCCCUCCCUACCCGGCGGGCGCGAUGGCGGAAGCCGCGGUGACGGGCGCCGGCGGAGAGGUGGUGGCGGCGGCGGCGGAAGGCUCGGGGUCCGCGGGCUUGUCUCUGGGCCGGGGCUUCUCGAGCUACCGGCCCUUCGAGCCCCAGGCGCUGGGCCUUAGCCCGAGCUGGCGACUGACGGGCUUCUCCGGCAUGAAGGGCUGAGGCUGCAAGGUCCCGCAGGAGACGCUGCUCAAACUCCUGGCGGGACUGACGCGGCCAGACGUGCGGCCCCCGUUCGGCCUGGGCCUGGUCGGAGGCCAUGAAGAGGCGGCCCAGGAAGGCGGCCUGCCGGCCGGGGCCGAACCCAACCCCACCUUUCCAGCCCUGGGCAUUGGGAUGGACUCCUGCGUCAUACCCCUGAGACACGGGGGCCUGUCACUGGUGCAGACCACGGAUUUCUUUUACCCCUUGGUGGAAGAUCCCUACAUGAUGGGGCGCAUAGCGUGUGCCAACGUGCUGAGUGACCUCUACGCCAUGGGCAUUACUGAAUGUGACAACAUGUUGAUGUUACUCAGCGUCAGCCAGAGUAUGACCGAGGAGGAACGAGAAAAGAUAACACCACUCAUGAUCAAAGGCUUUCGCGAUGCUGCUGAGGAAGGAGGGACUGCAGUGACUGGUGGACAGACGGUGGUAAACCCUUGGAUUAUCGUCGGUGGGGUUGCCACUGUGGUAUGUCAGCCAAAUGAAUUCAUCAUGCCUGACAGUGCAGUUGUUGGCGAUGUGCUCGUGUUAACCAAACCCUUAGGAACCCAAGUUGCUGUCAAUGCCCACCAGUGGCUGGAUAAUCCUGAGAGAUGGAAUAAAAUAAAUAUGGUAGUCUCCAGAGAAGAGGUAGAGCUGGCUUAUCAGGAAGCCAUGUUCAAUAUGGCUACCCUAAACAGGACUGCUGCUGGAUUAAUGCACACGUUUAACGCACACGCAGCCACAGAUAUCACAGGCUUUGGCAUUCUAGGACACUCUCAGAACCUUGCGAAACAACAAAGAAAUGAGGUGUCCUUUGUGAUUCAUAAUCUGCCAAUUAUUGCCAAGAUGGCUGCCAUCAGCAAGGCCAGUGGGCGCUUUGGGCUCCUUCAAGGAACCUCAGCGGAAACUUCUGGGGGAUUACUGAUUUGUCUGCCAAGAGAACAAGCAGCUCGCUUUUGUUCUGAAAUAAAGUCUUCCAAGUAUGGAGAGGGUCACCAAGCAUGGAUUGUCGGUAUUGUGGAAAAGGGAAACCGGACAGCCCGGAUCAUUGACAAGCCUCGAGUUAUUGAGGUCCUACCUCGUGGGGCCACUGCUACUGCUCUCGCUCCUGACAGUUCCAACGCCUCCUCUGAGCCUAGUUCGUGAGAUGGAAUAGCAGAAGUUGUUUGGACCUUAGAGCCUUUGUACACAAUCAUGAACGAUUCUCAGAACUUUAUUUUAAGAAGAAAUUUCCAAAGAAGGCUGCCUGCAUAGUAGUUCCAGUGGCCCUUUCAAGGUGAUUUGAAUCAGCCCAUCACAGGCUGCACAUUCCAAGGCCAGAAGUAACAUUUUGGACUUUAGGGGCAGGUUUGUUCAUCUAAUACGUGGAAGAGGAGCAGAAAAACCUCUGUUACUUCUUUCCAAGAGCAAGAUGAGGCUCUUCUGGUUUGAGGGAUGUUUUCCUGGCACUGGGUUGAUUCACGUCUGCACUGGGAGUGAGGUUAUUUAAUAAGAAUUACAUACACAUAAAAAAAAAGGUAAAUUGCAAAAUGAUUUAGAUCAGAAGCAAAUAAGUUUGGACCAAUACUGUUGAUAAAUCUACAUUGUUAAGAGAGAUCUUACAUUGCAUUGUCAAAUUCUUUAUUAGAUUUUUCUGAAGUACUGGCUCUUUCCUGCUCUGGACAAGAAUUGAGCAGCUUGUCCAAUGACUGGGAAAGGAGGACCUGCAACCAUCUGAUUUGAUCUCUGUUAAUGACGUCUCUCCCUCUAAACCCCUUUAAGGACUGGGAGAGGCAGAACAAAUCCCAGAGCCCAAACCUUGGUGGUCAUUAAGAUGGUCAAUCUUGUGCUGAAAAUUCCUGGUGAUUUAAUCAAUAAAGAGUAAUUUCUAGUGAAAUAAAUAAAAAGGACUUUGUGGAAAAAUUC
Molecule: messenger RNA, 2287 nt
Organism: Ailuropoda melanoleuca (giant panda)
Lineage: Eukaryota; Metazoa; Chordata; Mammalia; Carnivora; Ursidae
Gene: SEPHS2
Product: selenophosphate synthetase 2
Exons: 1
Biological process (GO): L-selenocysteine biosynthetic process
Cellular component (GO): cytoplasm
Molecular function (GO): selenide, water dikinase activity; ATP binding
Source: RefSeq, a predicted model, not a curated record